AGGAACCGGAAAUAAGGAGCAAAGGAAGAAGACAUAGCGCAAUAGGGACGUCAGGUUUGGGUUCGAUUGUUUUUCCUCAGAUAAUUUUCUUUAAUCUCAAAUUUCUGUAGCGGAAAAAAAUCAACCUGCAGAAAUGUUUAACCGAAUGACGAGUCUGUGGAUGGGCGACUUAGACCCAUACAUGGAUGAAAAUUUCAUCAAGCAAGCUUUCAGCACGAUGGGGGAGACGGCCUACGGGGUCAAAAUUAUAACCCAUCGCGUAACGGGAGGUUCUGCAGGAUAUUGUUUUGUGGAAUUGGCAGAUGAAGCCAGUGUUGAUCGCUGUGUCCAGAGGCUCAAUGGCAAACUUGUUCCAGGAUCAAAUCCUCCCAGAAAGUUCAAGCUGAACUAUGCAACAUAUGGGAAAAGGCCUGAGCCUGGGCCUGAGUUUUCUGUCUUUGUUGGAGACCUGACACCAGAAGUUGACGAUUAUCAGCUAUAUCAGUUCUUUCUGAAAAAAUACCCUUCAUGCAAAGGAGGCAAAGUUGUCACUGAUCCCUACGGAAAUUCAAAGGGCUACGGCUUUGUAAAGUUUGGUGAUGAGAGCGAGCAGAAGAAAGCGCUGGAGGAGUUUCAGAAUGCUACGGGUCUGGGGGGCAAAGCCAUCAGAAUCAGCAUCGCAGUUAACAAAAGCACCAAAUCAAACAGCUACCACAACCAGACCCAGAACUAUAACAGCAAUUACCAGCAGCAGUACUAUCAGCAGCCCUACAACAACUACUACCAACACUGGGGUUACGAUCAGUACAACAGCUACAACUACGGCUAUAAUCCUUAUGCGAUGCCGCCUCCUGUUCCUCAUGGGAUGAUGGGACCCCCUCCGCCAGUGGGAAUACCCCCCGUACCCCCUGACAUGCAGACCACCACAGAGCAAUCUCAAGAUGCCACUGAAGAGGCUGAGGAAGAGAACGAAGAACCAAACCCCCCGGUGGAUGUGGAGUCACUGAACAAGCAGUUCAUGGAGCGCAGUGAGGAGUUGUACGAGUCACUCAUGAAUUGUUACUGGCAGCCUUUAGAUUGCAUCACAUCUGAAAUAUCUUAGGAGUUUCUCCUGAUCGUCUCCUUUCUGUAAAUGUCGAACCCUUUCUACCCAACUCUAACUUUUCAAAAGAAAUUUACACACUUGGUCUGUUUCAUGUGCAAGUUGUUUUUAAUUUCUGUCUGAUUUCUGCAUCAUUUAAAUAAAGAUUGUCUUUUUACUACA
This is a messenger RNA of Tachysurus fulvidraco (yellow catfish), 1243 nucleotides long. RefSeq names its product tRNA selenocysteine 1 associated protein 1b (gene trnau1apb). The record is from RefSeq and is a predicted model, not a curated record. Gene Ontology annotation, molecular function: RNA binding. Lineage: Eukaryota; Metazoa; Chordata; Actinopteri; Siluriformes; Bagridae. The transcript is spliced from 9 exons. The coding region runs from base 134 to 1081 and encodes 315 amino acids.